Molecule: messenger RNA, 2687 nt
Organism: Epinephelus moara (kelp grouper)
Lineage: Eukaryota; Metazoa; Chordata; Actinopteri; Perciformes; Serranidae
Gene: akt1
Product: v-akt murine thymoma viral oncogene homolog 1
Exons: 14
Coding region: 376-1797 (473 amino acids)
Biological process (GO): protein phosphorylation
Molecular function (GO): ATP binding; protein serine/threonine kinase activity
Source: RefSeq, a predicted model, not a curated record
AGCAGGCUGCCACAGAGGCAUUGCAGACAGCGCGUUUGGGAGGUGUAGUGGAAGAAAGGCAAAGAAACGGAGUAAAUGAGAGCACUUUUGUCCAGAUUGUUGAAGGACUUAUCAACUUAAUAUACCGCCGAAACAGCUCACUAGAAUGAGACGGACACAUUGUUGAAUUCCUGCCCAGGUAAAUGUCCGCGUUUCCUUCGCAUGGUUAACUACAAGAGGUCGACAGCUAGACAGGGUAACCACCAUUGAGAAGGCAGCUGUAAACCCCGGGACCUCGUCUCCAGGCUCCUGCACAGAGCUGAGUGAAGGAAACUUGGGAAACAAAGCUGUGUCUCUCCCUGUGGGAAACCUGGAUCCUCCACCCUGCCCACCAACAUGACCAAUGUGGUGAUUGUCAAGGAGGGGUGGCUGCAUAAAAGAGGAGAAUACAUCAAGACCUGGAGGCCGAGGUAUUUUCUCCUGAAGAGUGAUGGUACAUUCAUUGGCUACAAAGAGCGACCGCAAGAUGUUGACCAGCUGGAAACCCCCUUAAAUAACUUCUCUGUUGCACAGUGCCAGCUGAUGAAGACGGAACGGCCCAAGCCCAACACAUUUAUCAUCCGCUGCCUGCAGUGGACCACUGUCAUCGAGCGCACCUUCCACGUGGAGACCCCCGAGGAGAGGGAAGAAUGGACUAAAGCCAUCCAAGCAGUGGCUGAAGGCCUGCAGAAACAAGAGGAGGAGAUGAUGGACUCCUCUCCGGACCCCAUGGACAUGGAGGUCUACCUGACCAAACCCAGACAGAAAGUGACUAUGCACGACUUUGAAUACCUCAAGCUCCUGGGAAAAGGCACUUUUGGCAAAGUUAUCCUGGUAAAGGAGAAGGCCACAGGACGCUACUACGCCAUGAAGAUCCUAAAGAAGGAGGUGAUCGUAGCAAAAGAUGAAGUGGCGCACACACUCACAGAGAACAGAGUCCUCCAGAACUCAAAGCAUCCGUUCUUGACAGGACUGAAAUACUCCUUCCAGACACAUGACCGCUUGUGCUUUGUCAUGGAGUAUGCAAACGGUGGUGAGCUUUUCUUCCAUCUGUCAAGGGACCGUGUAUUCUCAGAGGAGCGGGCACGGUUCUACGGUGCAGAGAUAGUGUCAGCGCUGGACUACCUGCAUGCUGAAAGGAACGUGGUCUAUCGAGAUCUAAAGCUGGAAAACCUUAUGCUGGACAAAGACGGACACAUAAAGAUCACAGAUUUCGGCCUGUGUAAGGAGGGGAUCAAAGACGGUGCCACCAUGAAAACCUUCUGUGGGACGCCAGAGUACCUAGCACCUGAGGUGCUAGAGGACAACGACUACGGCCGUGCUGUGGACUGGUGGGGUCUGGGGGUGGUGAUGUACGAGAUGAUGUGCGGCAGACUGCCUUUCUACAACCAGGACCACGAGAAGCUGUUUGAGCUCAUCCUCAUGGAAGACAUCCGCUUCCCUCGGACGCUCGGCCCCGAGGCACGCUCGCUGCUUUCUGGCCUCCUUAAGAAAGAACCAAUGCAGAGGUUAGGUGGAGGGCCCGACGAUGCCAAGGAAAUCAUGCAGCACAAGUUCUUCGCAGGAAUUGAAUGGCAAGACGUUUAUGAGAAGAAGCUGGUCCCGCCGUUUAAGCCCCAAGUAACCUCGGAGACGGACACACGAUAUUUUGACGAGGAGUUCACAGCACAGACCAUCACUAUUACGCCACCCGGACAAGAUGACAGUAUGGAGUCAUUCGACAGCGAGCGGAGACCCCACUUCCCCCAGUUCUCCUACUCCGCCAGUGGGACGGCUUAAACAACUCUGAUACAUUCCUCCGGUCCCACCAUCUCCCCCUCACCCCACCCGACUGCACUCUCAAAAGACCGGGGCCACAGCCCCAUCCUCCCAGCAUUGUCUGCAGAUGCCGUUGGUGGAUGUAACAUUUCAAAAUCUGCAAGUUGUGUUUUUUCCAGGAAGGAGGAAAUUCAAGACAAAACAAAGAUAACUGUGGUUCUUCUGUGAGGCCUUUGAAGACUGACCACGGAGAGAAGCAGAGUUAACACUACCCUGCAUCUCCUUGUUGUUAUGCUGUAUACUGAGCAGGCAUCCAUACACCAUAAUGAACGGGGAAAUGUAGUCACGUUAUGCACAAAUUAGGCCACUGAUGUGAAUUUUGUAUUGAAAAUAUAUACAGCUGAAUAUGAAUCAACCAUUUCAAAUAGAUAUAGGCAUACUUUGGACCAAAAACAUCAAGUGAGUUAAGAGUGUGUUUGUUUGUUGGGUGGGUAUUAAAUCCAUGUUUUCCUCUCUUAAGACUUCUGAACAAUUCAAAUACCAUUCAGACAUUUUUUGGCUUCAAAAGUGAAUGUAUCAAAUAAAUCAAUCUUUCUGCAUACUUAACGUGUUUUAACACAUGGCUGAUUCUCCUACGGCUGAACUACCAGCUUCUGGAGAGGAUUUUUAUCACUUUUCUACCACCCCCGAUGCAAAACUGACACCAAUCGGUCUGUUGUACUGUCAUGCCACACCACAAUGAGUCUGAUGAAUCGAUUGUGCAAUACAGUCUGAUGUGAGGAAUGGUAGCAAAAAAAAUGCAGAACGGUUAAUCAUUAAGGUAAAAGUUGUCCUGCAAUGGAUUCCUCUGACCUGUUUGUACAUCAGAGUCACUGAGAGACCCCCCAGUUUCCUGUUCAGGGUAAUAAAUA